Zootermopsis nevadensis is the source of this 4690-nucleotide messenger RNA. RefSeq names its product phosphatidylinositol 4,5-bisphosphate 5-phosphatase A. NCBI's taxonomy places the organism in Eukaryota, Metazoa, Arthropoda, Insecta, Blattodea, Termopsidae. Gene Ontology annotation, cellular component: cytoplasm; plasma membrane; ruffle. Gene Ontology annotation, molecular function: phosphatidylinositol-4,5-bisphosphate 5-phosphatase activity. Gene Ontology annotation, biological process: phosphatidylinositol dephosphorylation. The record is from RefSeq and is a predicted model, not a curated record.
AUACUUUGGAAUUACUUGUGACAGCUCUUUGAGUAACGUGCUUCCAUUUUUAUGACAUCUGAGAACCACCAAUUUAAUUAUGCGCUGUAUUUACAAGAAUCAGUUUGAAGACCAAGAAGGAAAUGCUUAAGACUUUAUGUAUGACAACAUAAAUAAUUAUUCUUGUAAGAAUGUAAUUAUAAUUUAAAUUAUACCAGAUUGUCAUAUGAUUUUUAUGAUUUAAUAUUGUGUACUAUAUGUGGCUGCUAAAGAAUACAAGAAUCAAAUGUCAACAGCCAUUUUUAUUAUAUUAAUAUAUACGUAUUUAAUAUAUUGUUCACACAGCAGUAUCUUUUACUAUGCAACUUAUUUCCUUUUUUAUGUAUGUAUUGUAUGUUUCUUAUUGUAAAAUCUCAUAAAUAUAAUUUGUAUGAUCAGUAUUUUUCUGGAUGUAACCUCAUGUACUGUAACACUGUGACAUCUGCAUUUAAGAAAUAUCAGAGGAAAAAUGUAUUUGAAAAUUUAAUGAUGAAAGGAUUGUUUGAAAAUUAAGCAAUUCUGUGAUGCAGGGAUAUUUUGAAAAAUAUAUAUUUUUUAAGGCGGUGAAAAAAUUCUGUGAUUUUAUGGUUAAUGAAGAUUCGUCAUUUAUGAAAAGCCACCGCUGGUCUAUAUUCCACUGACAAGACCUUGAUUGCCAUCAUGUAUCAUACUCUUUACCCUUAUCUUUAGCAUUGCGCGGGUGCUGUCUGUAGAUGGCAACAUCAGCCUGUUCCUGGUUAUUGCAUCUAUGUAAAGAUGGCAGUUGUAGUCAAGAAUCGAUGAUAGUGCGUACUUGUGACAUUGCAAUAUCGAUAAUGAGAACGUUGGUUGUGAAAUGAGGUUCAAGUCAGUAUUUUCUAGAUCAGAUGACUUGUUUAAAGCAAAGAUACGAAUUCAUUUGCAACAUAAAACAAAUUAUCUGUGUAUGUGGCGUAUAUGGCAGUGAUGAAGUUGAGAUAAAAAAUGUCUAUAGGCUUGUUACCAUGCACUCUGCUUGAAAUUAGAAGGAAAAGAAAUGGAUAAUUUAAGUUCCAAUGUUAUCAGUGGUCUGUCAAAAAAAUUACAAGACUUGACAUUUUUCCCAGGAUGGGCCUCCAUCCCUACAAUUGACUAGCCUGCUGGAUGAGUUGCCAUUUUUGUCCAAAUCAACAUGGAUGUUUGGCUCUAUAUGGUCACAUGGAAUGUGGCCACUCGUCAUCCUGAAGAAGAUCUUGCAGAGAUGCUUGGUUUUGGGACUUCGGUAAAACAAAGGACCCAAGAAAGACUUCCUGAUUUUUAUGCCAUAGGCCUACAAGAAGUGAAGUCCCAACCCCAGAAUAUUUUGAUGGACGCAAUAUUUGAUGAUCCGUGGACCAAUGCUUACAGGGAUGUUCUGGCAAAAUGGGAUUAUGUGAAGGUGAAGACCAUUCGAUUACAAGGCUUGUUGCUGAGUUUAUUUUGUUUGAGGAAACAUUUACUCCAUCUGCGUGAUAUAGAAACUCAGUACACAAGAACAGGGCUGGGUGGCAUGUGGGGAAACAAGGGAGCAGUUACCAUUCGAAUGAGUAUAUAUGGCUGCUCCGUAUGCUUCGUGAACUGCCACCUCACCCCGCACGAUCACCUGCUGCAGGAACGUGUCACAGACUAUAACAACAUCAUUAGGAGCCAGCUGUUUCGUGCCAGGGAAACCAGCAACAUCUUUUUCCAUGACUAUGUGUUCUGGAUCGGUGACAUGAACUUUCGACUUGUAGACGGUUAUCGUGCUGAAGAAAUAGACUGCCUUAUUAAGAAGGGAGAGCUGACAACGCUACUGGAUAAAGAUCAGCUUCGACAAGUGAUGUCAAAUGGCGAAGCCUUCAGUGAACUGUCAGAGCACAUGCCUCCUUUCCCUCCCACAUACAAGUUUGAAUUCCAUUCAUCAAAAUAUGAUCUCAAACGCCGUCCCUCUUGGACAGAUCGAAUUCUGUACAGAGUGAAUGCUAAUGUGUAUGAGAACUUAACGCUACAAGCAGAACAAAUCUCGUACAGAAGCGUGGAGGAAUAUGUUCAGAGCGACCACAAACCGGUUGCUGGGGAAUUUAUAAUCAAGGUUUUCAGCGAUUACUACGAGCGUGUUGUCGAGUUCUUGCCCGUUGACCUGUGGUACGUAGAUGAAGAGAAUUCGGCCUCAUACGCUCUUUCUGGAGAUGUACAGCCGACCGUAUGGGACUGGAUUGGAGUUUUCAGGGAUGGGUUUACAAGUCUGGACGACUACCUGUGCUAUGUGUAUGCUGCUAGGGGGAGUGUCAGUGGAAACAGAAACUCCAUGGUGAAGAAGGUGGUAUUCCCAGAUACGGCUGUUCGGGUGACUGGACCUUAUCGCCUCCUGUAUUUUAGCCACAAUUCAGGGUGUGUGUUGGGUAUGAGCGAAGCUUUUGAAGUGGGCUGUCGUGACAAUGGCCAAGUAACACAGUUUGUAUGCCGCGACAGCUAUUGAGGACCACACAGUCAGCAGCGUAGUAAGUCAUAUUUGGAAAUAUGAUUGCGUUAAAUUGGUGCUGAAUUAUUACAUAUUUUGCUAAAAAUGGGUUGGUUGCUGAUCUCAUAUAAAUUGUUUAGUUCUACGUCUCACAUUAGAAUCAUGUGUUGCACAUUUGAUGGAGAUCAAAUUUUCCAUGCCGUUAAUUCUGUUAUAUCGUUUGUGUAUUUUUCCUUCUUGGGGUUUUUCUAUCUCAAUUUUGAGUUGCCUGUUUCUUGUGCCUAUUAUUUUCUGUCCCUCUUCCUUUCCUACGUCGUCAUGUUCAUUGAACGAGUCGUUUUGGCAGCUUGUCUCCUCCCUCUCAUGCCACUGCAGCUUUCUAUUUUCUGUCCUAUUCUAUUACUUUCACCGACUUGUAAUUUUUCACACUAAUUGCAAUUUCUCUUUUUUAAACAUGUGAGAAGUUAAUUUUCACUUUCGAGUUAUGUUUUCUCUUCUGCGUUUUAUGCGGUAUUUCACCCCCAAAAUUAAUGUGCUUAAGAUAUUAAACAUUAUAUAAAUAAUUUUGUUUCUUUUAUAUUCAAAAUUGAAAAGUCCUCUGGCUGUACAUUGUCGAGAAUAUCACAUUGGAGCCCUUCUCCGCCCGUUCGUGACAAAUGUGCAGCGACUUUAACGUAAAUAGAGGAAAUGUAACUUUUGAACGAAUCAUUAAAUUUCUGGCUAAUUUUAAUAAAUCCAAUAUGAUAGCACGUGGUCCUAGAAUAAAAUUUCUGUGCACGUAGUACGCUGAUUUUUAUCCAUCCUUUAAGUUAAUGUGUCAUAUGAGCGUCGACAGUUAUACUAGAAUAAUUAAUUUGUGAUAUGUGUUAAUUUGGCACCAAAAUUUGAUUAAAAAUACAGAAGUGAUUUACUGUAUAAAAUGAGACGUGGCAUCUCAGUUUCAUGUAUUAAGUUGUUUUAAUCUGUUAUAUAUCCACUCAGGGCUUUUGUUUAUGGAAAUAUUCACUUAUUCUCGAUAGACUUCGGUCUCCUGGAGAGACAGGUCGGGUUUUGGGGGCGUGCAGUAACCUUAGCAAUAUUAGAGAAACUGCAUAUGUGGCGCUUUUAGAUGUCCAGAAUGCAGCGCAAGACCUGUACAAAUUUUCUUGUAUGCUGCAUUAUGUUGUACUUCAUAACAAGUUGAUCAUGUCUUGUAGCGUUAUAACCCUAUGUGUGUCUUGGCUUGUUCGACGAGUUUUUUCCAUUCUGCCCUAUCAUUCUCAAUUCUUUUCCAUCCCCUCACUCCCAUUGUCCUCACAUCCUCCUCCACGUCAUCUAUCCGUCGUUUCCGUGGUCUCCCUCUCAUGUGAUCAUGUCACGCACCGUUUUAUAGAGGGGUACGUCAGCACGCGCCAAAUGGUCACGUCGACAUGUACUAUUUUCUAAAGUGUUAACGUUGGCACAUUUAGGUACAGUGUUCGUUCUUGCGAGUAUAAAGGCCUCGGAAUUUUGAUGUUUGUCUUCGGGUGACGUGUUCAUUUAAUUUUAGCAACAGCAAUAUUUGUGUGGUGUACGAAGUGUCCGCAGUAGGUCACGGUUCCUGGUAAAAUGAUCAGGUAAAAUAUGAACCAGUUAGAGUACCUGAAGAUAAUGUGUCCACGCAGUUUGUAAAGUUUAUUGUAUUAACUCUUACCACACACUUUUUAUUUACUCUGCAAAAAUAUCGUUAAAUAAUUCAGCGUAUGGGAGAGAAAACUUUGCGUACUUUCCCUAUGACUCCUUACAUUUUUACAAGGGAGAGAUUUCAAAUAUCACUGUUGUUAGAUCGCUGACAAAUGAUCUAGAUUAGAUAUUAAUGUUGGCACCUCUGUAUGUGGUGUCUUACAAAGAAACCUUUUUUUUUUGCCCUCCAACUCUUUAGAUUAAUCGGCCAUUAUGCGAUUUGUUUGAAGAUUUAAUGAGAACUUAUUAACUCCGAUUUUAUUCCGUCAAAGAACAGGUUUUGCGAAAUAGCAGUCUCUUAACAAAUAUUUUAGUUAUGUGCCAUGGAGUUUUUCCAUCUUAUACAUUCCUAUUCAUUUAUUCUAUAACUGCUGAAAGCAAGGUGUCUCAUAUUAGUAUCUUGGUUAUUAACAAUUAUUUGGUAAAAAGAAAUUUCUCAUUUUUUAUGUCUGCUCGAACUUGGGCAAUUCUUGACCUUGUUGGACCUUGUCCGUCGUCUGAGACUUACUUGGUAUGCAAGACACUUCAGGAGUU